Molecule: messenger RNA, 1019 nt
Organism: Rhinopithecus roxellana (golden snub-nosed monkey)
Lineage: Eukaryota; Metazoa; Chordata; Mammalia; Primates; Cercopithecidae
Gene: EIF2B3
Product: eukaryotic translation initiation factor 2B subunit gamma
Exons: 8
Coding region: 1-846 (281 amino acids)
Biological process (GO): cytoplasmic translational initiation
Cellular component (GO): guanyl-nucleotide exchange factor complex; eukaryotic translation initiation factor 2B complex
Molecular function (GO): translation initiation factor activity; guanyl-nucleotide exchange factor activity
Source: RefSeq, a predicted model, not a curated record
AUGGAGAAUACAUACCAAAUCAUGGAGGCAAAAGAAAGCGUGGCUAAGGUAUGGUACCCUAGAAUACGUUUCCACACGGACCUUGUGGAUGCCCACCUCUACUGUUUAAAAAAAUACGUCGUGGAUUUCCUAAUGGAAAAUGGGUCAAUCACUUCUAUCCGGAGUGAACUGAUUCCGUAUCUAGUGAGAAAACAGUUUUCCUCAGCUUCCUCACAACAGGGACAAGAAGAAAAAGAAGAGGAUCUAAAGAAAAAGGAGCUGAAGUCCUUAGAUAUUUACAGUUUUAUAAAAGAAGCCAAUACACUGAACCUGGCUCCCUAUGAUGCCUGCUGGAAUGCCUGUCGAGGAGACAGGUGGGAAGACUUGUCCAGAUCACAGGUGCGCUGCUAUGUCCACAUCAUGAAAGAGGGGCUCUGCUCUCGAGUGAGCACACUGGGACUCUACAUGGAAGCAAACAGACAGGUGCCCAAAUUGCUGUCUGCUCUCUGUCCAGAAGAACCACUGGUCCAUUCAUCAGCCCAGAUUGUCAGCAAACACCUGGUUGGAGUUGACAGCCUCAUCGGGCCAGAGACACAGAUUGGAGAGAAGUCAUCCAUUAAGCGCUCAGUCAUUGGUUCAUCCUGUCUCAUAAAAGAUAGAGUGACUAUUACCAAUUGCCUUCUCAUGAACUCAGUCACUGUGGAGGAAGGAAGCAACAUCCAAGGCAGUGUCAUCUGCAACAAUGCUGUGAUCGAGAAGGGUGCAGACAUCAAGGACUGCUUGAUUGGAAGUGGCCAGAGGAUUGAAGCCAAAGCUAAACGAGUGAACGAGGUGAUCGUGGGGAGUGACCAGCUCAUGGAGAUCUGAGUUCUCAGCAAGUCAGACUCCUUCCUUUUGGCCUCCAAAACCACAGAUGUUGACUGGCCCACAUGUUUCACGCUGUAUUUAUUUCCCAAUAAAGAAGGGCUUCCAAAGGCAUGCUGGAGACUUGUGGAGCAGUCCCAAGCUCCGCGUCAGGUGGACCCUGGGUGUACACAGUG